Molecule: messenger RNA, 783 nt
Organism: Didymodactylos carnosus
Lineage: Eukaryota; Metazoa; Rotifera; Eurotatoria; Philodinida; Philodinidae
Source: the annotation of a GenBank genome assembly
AUGAUUAAACAACCUUCAAUUCGUAAAGCAGCAUUUAAUAUAGAAUAUUUAAUAUCAUCUCCCAAUGAUAAUGAUAGAUCAACACAUUCUUUCGAUAAUGAUUUAACAUCAAUAAGAACACAAUCAAUAUUAUCAUCGUAUCCAUCAUUACCAUUUGUUCAUCCGUUAACAAAUAUUUUAUGUUCAAUUAAUCCGUAUGUUGGAAUUUUAACAAAUAGUUAUAAUUCAUCUACUACUAAUUAUACAAAUAUUGAAGAAUUAAAUAAUAAAAUUACACAUCAUAAAACAAAAUAUCAAAAAUAUUCACAUAAAUAUUCUCAUAAACGACAAUAUCAUCAAAAAUUUGGGAAUAGAUCAAUAUCAACAGAGGAACAAAAUUCACUUAUUAAUAGGGCACAUGAAUCAACGUUUGAUUCACUAACCACAUCGAUUAAUGAUAAAUUAAUACCAUUUGAAUUUAAACGUAUGCGUACUGCGUUUACAUCAACACAAUUGCUCGAAUUAGAGCGUGAAUUUUCAACAUCAAUGUAUUUAUCACGUUUACGACGCAUUGAAAUUGCCUCAUAUUUAAAUUUAACUGAAAAACAAGUGAAAAUAUGGUUUCAAAAUAGACGUGUCAAAUACAAGAAAGAAGGUGUAAAUGAUCAACAAUCAUCAGUGGCAACAUCACUACGGACAUUACCAAAAGAGGCACCAAAAAAAUAUCUGAGAACAUGUCAAAAUAAUCGAAUAUCAAUAAACCAAAAAAAAUAUUUGCUUAAUCAUAAGAAACAAGAAUUAUAA